AUGCAGUGCUUUAUAGUUGUGAACGCGGGCUCAUCCUCGUUGAAGCUUGCAAUUUUGGAAGAAGAAAAGCAACUUGCCGGGUUUUCUGCGGAGCAUCUCAACUCGAAAGAAUCCAAAAUCACUGCUUUCGUUUCCCCGUCAUACAAAGACACAAAGUACAUAGCAAACUUGAACUAUGAGGAAUCUUUAAGGCAAAUUUUUGAAAUCAUCAAAGCAGAAAAAAAGGAAGUGUUAAGGAGAAUUACGGCCGUGGGUCAUAGAAUAGUUCACGGGGGAGAACACUUUACUCAAGCUGUGGUGGUCGAUAAAGCAGUCAUGGAAAAGAUUGAUGCCCUCUCCCAUCUAGCCCCGCUUCACAAUCCAAACAGCCUCACGGCUAUAAAGCAGUGCAGACGAGAGCUCCCGAACAUCCCAAACAUAGCCGUUUUUGACACUUCGUUUCAUCAUUCAUUGCCGGCGAAGUCUUCAACGUAUCCUCUUCCCAAGGCGUAUCGCGACGCAGGGAUUCGGAAAUAUGGCUUUCAUGGUACGUCCGUGGAAUUCGUCGCUGACAAAGCCGCGAAAAUUCUCCGCACGCGAAAGGAGAGUCAAUCCUACAACAUUAUUGUAUGCCAUCUCGGAAGUGGUGCGUCGGUGACGGCCGUAAGUGGCCAAAAGUCCGUAGAAACUUCUAUGGGGUUUUCGCCGCUGGCUGGGUUGAUGAUGAGUACGCGAUCUGGAAGCGUAGACCCUGCGAUUGUGUCUUACGCUGUGGAGAACUUGGGAAAGUCCGCAGACGAAGUCUUGCUUGACCUAAACAAAAAUAGCGGUCUUAAAGGAAUGAUGCAAGGGGCCGAAAGGUCUAUGGUACGCCUCCUCGAGAAGAAACGUGAAGGAGAUCAAGACGCUAUGUUGGCCGUUGAAAUGUUUGUCUAUCGACUAGCUCAGUAUAUAGCAGCUAGCGCGGUAGCUUUUCAAGGUUGUCUCGAUGCCCUCGUCUUCACUGCAGGAAUAGGAAGAAAUUCGGCCCACAUCAGACGUCGAUGUCUUGAACAACUCAAACCACUAAUUUCGAUUGAAAUCACGAACGACCUCAAUGCUGAAAACGGAAAGACUACAAAUGGUGUGCUGAGUCCCUUGGACGUAUGGCCGGUUUGCCUCGUCGUCGAAAGCAACGAAGAACUGGCGAUUGCAAAAAAGUGUGACCACGUGUUAUCAGAUUUAUAG
Messenger RNA from Phaeodactylum tricornutum CCAP 1055/1, 1206 nucleotides. RefSeq lists its product with no specific name. The coding region runs from base 1 to 1206 and encodes 401 amino acids. The record is from RefSeq and is a predicted model, not a curated record. Gene Ontology annotation, molecular function: acetate kinase activity. The transcript is spliced from 2 exons. Lineage: Eukaryota; Bacillariophyta; Bacillariophyceae; Surirellales; Neidiaceae. Gene Ontology annotation, biological process: acetate metabolic process; phosphorylation.